This is a messenger RNA of Maniola jurtina (meadow brown), 2145 nucleotides long. Its product is annotated as juxtaposed with another zinc finger protein 1. NCBI's taxonomy places the organism in Eukaryota, Metazoa, Arthropoda, Insecta, Lepidoptera, Nymphalidae. The transcript is spliced from 5 exons. The coding region runs from base 70 to 1089 and encodes 339 amino acids. Gene Ontology annotation, cellular component: nucleus. The record is from RefSeq and is a predicted model, not a curated record.
UAAAUUAAUGUAAUAUUGCAGACGUUUAGGUGCCAUUUGACUAGUCGACUCCAUUAUCGUCCAUCCGAAAUGGCGGUGUUCAUGCUAAAUAUCUGUAAAUUUAAUGGCUGUGGCAUAACAUUUCCACGACUAGCGGACCUAAUUGAGCACAUCGAAGACGUACAUAUCGACUAUGAUCCCGCUGUGGUAGAGCAAAAAGAAGCUUCACAGCCAGCAUGUAUCCCGCUAAGUUACGUUUUGAAAUUCUUUACGGAGGCGUCGAGGCGGGAACUUCAAAGCAUGCCGGCGGCCGUCGACGUCCGCCGGCGCCUGUUCUCCGCGCCGAAGACACCCUCGGUUCGAAGCAGCACACCUACAGGAAGUGAAAUGGAUGAGGAAGAAGUCAUGAGCCCGUCGGAUGACAGUAACGAUUCUUGGACUACCGUCGAGGAGUACAGCUCAGAGUUCAUACUGCGUUAUGGAGUAAAAAUGAAUGCAAGUGCGUCGUCUGGUGCACUAGGGUCAGCGGCGGCGCAGGAGAAGCCGUUUGCAUGCCCGGUGCCCGGAUGUAAGAAGCGCUACAAAAAUGUCAAUGGCAUUAAGUACCACUCGAAGAAUGGCCAUAAGAAGGAUGGAAAGGUAAAAAAGGCAUACAAAUGCCAAUGCGGCAAAAGCUACAAAACAGCGCAAGGGCUUAAGAGCCAUUCCGUAACACAACAUACAACUCAUCAACCGAGCGAAGGCCGCAUCCAUGCGCCUAAGUUACAAAACCUCGUGGUCACCGCCUCCCCAUCCACCCGACCUCACGUUGCCACCCCUGCUCUUGAGACCAUAGACGCUAGCAAAUUGGUCCGUAUCUACGACACUAUCAAAGCCAAAGACCUCCCUUCCUUCAGCAUUCCCAAACAUAACCUUACUCACCUGAAUAUUAUAAGCGCGAACCAAAACAGCCAAACCUUACGUCAUUCAGUCCUCCUCACCCCAAGCUCCUCGCCGGCGUCCAGCCCCCUUGAUAAAGUCAAGUACGAAAGACCUCCUAAAGUCACCGUCACUCAGGAAACGACGUACGAAACUUCCAGCUUGACACUACCAAGCGAUCGUAGAGGCUAAAGUCUAUUAUUAUAUUAUGUGCAUAUUAUAAAUAUGACCACGCAGUUCCUAUAUAAAAAAUAUUUUAAAAAUCCUCAUUUUAUAUCUAAAUCAUGGUCGGUUGUUAAUUGGAAAUGUCGCUUAGAUCUAUGUUUACUUAAUAGGUACUUAAGAAUCUAAAAUUCUUACAUGUAGACUUUUUUCAAUAUUCUGCAUAUAAUUAUUAUUAUUAUUAUUUAUUAUAUAAGCGUAUUUAUUAAAUUAACUUCAGAUUAUUUAAAGAAAAGAGUUUAUUUUCUGUUUUGUUUGUUUAGUUUAGUAUUAUAGUUGAUUUGCUGUGAUUUUAAUUUGAUUUACUAUGUUAAUUGUUACCAAAGUGAUCUAAAAUCGCUAGCUUAGAGUAAAUCCAAAGGAUUAAUAUAGAAAGCUUAGUGCUAAUCUUUUCUAACGGCACAUUUUUUAAGGUAUCGAAGGAUUUACCUAUUACGACAGGGUAAUAGGAAAGUACUGAAAUCCUUUGAGUGUAGUUCUUGCGUGUGAUUAUAGAAGUGGCAAAUGCUAAUGGAAUAGUCACUUUCAGAAUACUUUGUGCCAUCUUUUCAUUAUAAUAAUAUGUAUUUAUGUACUUAACGUGUAUUACACGGAAUGAUGUUGCAACUACGGUACACGGCAUGAAAGAAUACACAUCAUACUUUAGAAAGAGCUUGACAGCUUGGGCUUUGUAGAGCGUCGUCUCUGUCACUCAUCUAUGUGGCGUUUAGUUGGUUUAGUCGCUGAGUUGUCAGUCUCAACGACAGAAAUAACGCUCUGUGAAAUCAAACCUCGCGACUAGCUCUUUCUAAAGUUCGAUGUGUAUUCUUUCCUGUUGGGUAGUUACCUACUAUACCUACCUAAUGGUGUUAAAUGUCAUAGAUUUUUGUAUUUAAGUGAAAAGAGAAAAAAAAUAGCAUUCGCUGAUAAGUAUCCCUGUAGGAUUAUAUUAAUAUACUCGUAAAUGUGAUAAUAUAUUUUAGAAAAAGUAAAAAAAAAGCUUUCAAGCGUAUUACCUAUUUAAUGGUACCUAGGUGUUAAGGAAGA